This is a messenger RNA of Paecilomyces variotii, 655 nucleotides long. RefSeq lists its product as hypothetical. The transcript has 3 exons. NCBI's taxonomy places the organism in Eukaryota, Fungi, Ascomycota, Eurotiomycetes, Eurotiales, Thermoascaceae. The record is from RefSeq and is a predicted model, not a curated record. Bases 102 to 638 code for a protein of 178 amino acids.
GCGAAUCUCUCACUCCUACCUUCCUCUCUUCUCUUCAACCAGAUCCUUUGCACAGUAAAGGUCAAGAACAGUUCAUCCAUCCACACCAUACCGCAUACACAAUGAAGUUCUCGAUCAUUUCCUCUCUGGCUCUCCUGGCCUCCGCUGUCAUGGCCAUGCCUGCCAACCCGGCCAUCCAGCGUCGCCAGGCGAACACCACGAUCCCCUUCUAUCUGAAGACCAGCGGCGCUGCCAACGACCAGCACAACAACCUCUAUGUCACUGCUUACCACACUGGUGCUGGAUUCAACGACGCCGUUCUCGAGAGCUCCAACCAGAACGCUGCCAAGGCUAUCUUGAACGGCACCAACGUUCAGUUUGAACUUGGCACUCCCUUCCCUUGGGGAUUCGACAUGGGUAGCGCUACCAACUACGGUGCCUGGGAAUUCGUUCAGAUCAACGCUGGCUACGGUACUUCUGGCUUCUCUAUCAACUCCAGUGGUCUUGAGUGGAACGCUGAGGACGGCUUCGGUGGCUGGCUUGUCUGCGACUGGUGGCACAACGCCCCUCAGCUCUUCUACCUCGUCGAGUACUACCAGCCCGAACUCCCCUCAAGCUGCGACAAGGUCCAGCUGAAGCCCGAAUACAUCUCCGCUUAAACAAGGAUGAAAACUAC